UCCUUCAUUCCUUCUCCAAAAUCAAAAUUCUUCAAUUUCCACAAUAGCGAAAAUUCAGUUCAAAAUUCUUACAAUCCUUCUCUCUUUCUUUCGGUCUCGGAUCAGAGAUGGUUGAUUUGGGUUGGAAGGCAAACAUGGUUUCCUCCGACAAGACGACGACGACGACUAAAUCCUCAAAGAUCAUCCCCAUCGCCAAUAACAAGCUCAAUCUAUCUCUUCCUGUUUCGUUUCGUACUUCAGAGCUCUCCACUGCUUCGCCUUCCUCUUGUUCUUCGUACGAACAGUACCUUCGCCUUAACGAUCUCAGGAAGCUAUGGAGUUCUAAGGAGUUUCCUGAAUGGAGGAAUGAGUCGGUAUUGAAGCCGGGAUUACAAGCUUUGGAGAUUACUUUCCGGUUCAUAUCGACCGUUUUGUCUGAUCCACGGCCGUACGCGAAUCGGCGGGAGUGGAAGAGGAAGCUCGAGUCUCUCACCACGAGUCAGAUCCAACUCAUUGCUAUGAUUUGUGAGGACGACGAAGAGGAUGGUGAAGCACGCGGUAGAGUUCCGAUUGUUGAUCUGAGUUCAUCCGACGGUGUGAUUACUCGCGAUGGAAGCUCGGCGGAGGUUUGGAAGAUUCACGGAGAAGCUACUGUUGUGAACAGAACGAGUGAAUCGAGUCUUCUUCCUCGUCUUGCGUCAUGGCAGAGCUCUGAAGACAUCGCGCAGUUGAUUCAGUACUCCGUUGAGUGCGAGAUGAGGAGAUGUUCGUACACGCUAGGGUUAGGAGAGCCGAAUUUGGCUGGUAAGCCGAAUCUCGAUUACGACCUAAUUUGCAAGCCAAACGAGCUUCAUUCUCUGAGAAAGAGUCCGUAUGAACAAAUCGAAAAUUACGAGAAUCAAACGGUUUACACAACGCACCAGAUCUUGGAGUCGUGGAUUUACGCUGCGCAUGAGGUUCUGAAACGAAUUGCAGAGAGAAUCGAGAAGAAGAAUUUCGCCGGAGCCGCGAGCGAUUGUUAUCUGAUGGAACGGAUCUGGAAACUUCUGCAAGAGAUUGAAGAUCUUCAUCUUCUGAUGGAUCCGGAUGAUUUCCUAAAGCUGAAGAAUCAAUUAGCUAUCAAAUCGCUGCAGGAAUCGGAAGCGUUUUGCUUCAGAUCGACGAAGCUGGUGGAGAUUACGAAGCAAUGCAAGGAUCUGAAGCACAAAGUGCCGUUCAUCUUGGAUGUGGAGGUGGAUCCAAUGGGCGGACCAAGGAUUCAAGAGGCGGCGAUGAAAUUGUACAGCGAGAAGCGAGAGUUCGAGAAAAUUCAUCUUCUUCAAGCUCUGCAAGCGAUUGAAUCGGCGAUAAAGAAGUUCUUCUUCGCAUACAAGCAAGUUCUGGUUAUGGUGAUGGGAAGCUUAGAGGCGAAGGGGAACCGAGUCGUGGUGAGUUCGAACUCGGACGAUUCACUGAGUCAGAUAUUUCUGGAAUCCACUUAUUUUCCGAGUUUGGAUGCUGCCAAGACGUUUCUUGGGGAUCUACACGGUGUUUUCGGGUCGGAUCGAAGGACCCGGAUGAAGCUGUAGGAGUUAGGACUCCGAUUCUGACUCGGGUUGACCCAGUCUACGACAAAGGUUGACUUUGGUUCUAAAUUUAUUUAUAAAAAAUUAGGUCUGUGCCCCCCACAGGAAUGGAAAAUACAGCAAAUUAAAUUAAUUAAUUAUUUUUUAAGAAAGGAAUGUAAAAUCUUGUAUUGGUUGUCUAAUGACAUGUUUAAAGUUUUGCCUCGGUUUAAUGAUU
This is a messenger RNA of Benincasa hispida (wax gourd), 1761 nucleotides long. RefSeq names its product Hs1pro-1_N and Hs1pro-1_C domain-containing protein (gene HSPRO2). Gene Ontology annotation, biological process: defense response. Gene Ontology annotation, molecular function: metal ion binding; heme binding. The record is from RefSeq and is a predicted model, not a curated record. Lineage: Eukaryota; Viridiplantae; Streptophyta; Magnoliopsida; Cucurbitales; Cucurbitaceae.